UUGCAUCGCAAGAGCACUAAGUUUGAAAUUCGAAAACCAAAUCGUCUCUCUCUCGCUCGAUGCGUGUUGCCUGUUCGGAUUCUGGAUCUCUGUUGAAUUGCUUUCUGGGGACUUGUUUUAGUUUGGUAUUUGUUCGUUUGGCUUAGGUUUUAGGGUUCUGUGAUUUUGAUAACUCGGGGUUUUGUUGAUUCCUGAAGAUUUGGGGGAUUUUAGGGUUGAUGGGUUCCACAAUGGAGGAUGAAAAAGAUGCGUUUUACAUUGUGCGUAAGGGAGACAUUAUUGGUGUCUAUCGAAGCUUGAGCGAAUGCCAAGGGCAAGCUGGUUCAUCUGUAUCACAUCCUGCAAUGAGUGUGUACAAAGGAUAUGGUUGGCCAAAAGGAGCAGAGGACUUGUUAUCUUCGUUUGGGAUUAAGAACGCUCUUUUUUCUGUCAAUGCAAGUCAUGUCAAAGAUGAUGCUUUUGGGAAACUCAUUCCUUGUCCUGUUCAGCAACCGUCUUCUUCCCAAGGAGAGUCUCUCAACAAAUCUUCCCCGUCUAAGAGAUUGCAAGAUAUGGGAAGUGGUGAAUCGGGUUCAUUUUCCCCUAGUCCUCCGCAGAAGCAGCUUAAGAUCGAAAAUGACAUGCUUCGUCGGAUUCCUUCCAGUCUCCUAACUCGGACACCUAUACGUCAAAAUGAUUCAUGUACCAUUGAGUUUGAUGGUGCUUCUAAAGGAAACCCAGGGAAGGCUGGUGCAGGAGCUGUUCUCCGUGCUUCAGAUAAUAGUGUCCUCUUCUAUUUACGGGAAGGUGUUGGCAAUGCCACAAACAAUGUUGCAGAGUAUCGAGCUCUGCUUCUUGGUUUGAGGUCUGCUCUUGACAAAGGGUUUAAAAAUGUGCACGUCUUAGGCGACUCAAUGCUUGUCUGUAUGCAGGUUCAAGGUGCAUGGAAAACCAAUCACCCAAAAAUGGCUGAGCUGUGCAAACAGGCUAAGGAGCUCAUGAACAGUUUUAAAACAUUCGAUAUCAAACACAUUGCCAGGGAAAAAAAUUCAGAAGCUGAUAAACAAGCUAACAGUGCGAUUUUUCUGGCAGAUGGUCAAACGCAAGUGAUUUCAGGCGGCUAGAAGAGAUUAGUUUAGUGUAUUCCUGUUUUUGUGUUUCCGGGAUCGUGUCUUUAACAUGCUGUGUCUUGGCAUAAACAUGAACAUGACGAUGUUCUCUUCUCUCUUUUAUUCUGUCCCCAUGACUGUUGAGAUUUCCAGUCACUUGUUCUCUAAGUUAAAAUUUCUGAGAAUACGUUUAUUACUAUUUCUAAGAAUAUGCUAUGUGUUGACCAUAAACAUGAACAUGGUAGAACAUGUUCUGACUUCUCUUUUGCUCUGUCCCCAGUCUGUUAAAACUUCAGUCACUUGUUCUCUAAGUUAAAAAUUC
Molecule: messenger RNA, 1410 nt
Organism: Arabidopsis thaliana (thale cress)
Lineage: Eukaryota; Viridiplantae; Streptophyta; Magnoliopsida; Brassicales; Brassicaceae
Product: Polynucleotidyl transferase, ribonuclease H-like superfamily protein
Exons: 8
Coding region: 219-1103 (294 amino acids)
Molecular function (GO): nuclease activity; hydrolase activity; RNA-DNA hybrid ribonuclease activity
Source: RefSeq, marked reviewed